This is a messenger RNA of Schistocerca nitens (vagrant locust), 875 nucleotides long. Its product is annotated as spindle and kinetochore-associated protein 1-like. Lineage: Eukaryota; Metazoa; Arthropoda; Insecta; Orthoptera; Acrididae. The record is from RefSeq and is a predicted model, not a curated record. Bases 76 to 816 code for a protein of 246 amino acids. Gene Ontology annotation, cellular component: mitotic spindle; spindle microtubule; outer kinetochore. The transcript has 6 exons. Gene Ontology annotation, molecular function: microtubule binding. Gene Ontology annotation, biological process: chromosome segregation; regulation of microtubule polymerization or depolymerization; cell division.
CGCGCGGAGUGGCUGCGCGGUUUGAGGCGUCAUGUCACGGACUGCGCGGCCCCUCCCGCCGGAGGUGCAGCACCAAUGUCUGCUCUAUUAUUAUCUGAACUCUCUUAUUUGGAGGAAAGAAUAGACAGAUGUUUGGGAAUGGUGGAAAUUUUAGGUGGUGUAAAUGAUAACGUGGUAAAACGUUGUGGUGUUUUGAGCUCUGAACUAAAUUUAUGUCAGAAAUAUGUGGAAGAAUUACAUACACUUCUGUUUAAGUACUCAUCAGAAAUUGAGAAAACCGAGAAACUUCAGAUUGAUUUUUGCACUCUUGAUGAAAUUGUAGACAAUGUCAGUAAUAACAUACCUCCAAUUUUUAAGCGCGAGCCAGUACCUGGUCAGUCAAAAACUGCAGUACCUAAUCAGUCAAAUGCAGUAUCUUCAAAGGAGCCAAAAAAACCACGGCAGCUUGUUCCCAGAAUCAACCUUGUACAAUUUGAUGAGUUUAAAGAGACACCAACGUACCUGAGAGGGCGCAUGAAGUAUGACGAUCUCAAUUAUAUUGUUCAGGAGAUUAACCAGAUUAUUGCAAAAAAAUAUAGCAUAGUCACGCAACAGCUGAAGACACUAAAGAGAUCUGAGCAAGAGCUCUGGAGGAAGUAUAAAUUAGAAGAAGUGAAUGAAGUUAAAGGGUCAUAUUUUAUUACUGAUGAUGACUUGAAAAAGAACAUUGCUCAAAACAAACUGAUUUACGUGACAAAGUAUGCAAUACCUCUCCUUAGACGUGUUAAGAAGGUAUCUGAGGUUCGUUUGAAGGGAGUAACUUACUAUACAUUUUAAUUUGUCUGGAAGUUGUGUGUUUAUACAUGAUCAAAAAUAACAUUUUGUUAAUAUUUGGA